Molecule: messenger RNA, 854 nt
Organism: Ochlerotatus camptorhynchus
Lineage: Eukaryota; Metazoa; Arthropoda; Insecta; Diptera; Culicidae
Exons: 2
Coding region: 64-810 (248 amino acids)
Biological process (GO): regulation of transcription by RNA polymerase II
Cellular component (GO): transcription regulator complex; nucleus
Molecular function (GO): DNA binding
Source: RefSeq, a predicted model, not a curated record
GUUGACGCUUGCUGGUUGUUGGGCUGUCAGUUCUGUAUAGUCAGUGCAUUCAGCUCCUAAAAGAUGAACGUAGAUCCGAAAACGUUGAUCGCCGAAAUUUUUGCAAGGCCAGCUAUUUGGGAUAAUAAGCAUAAAUGCUAUCAUAACAGACCAUACGUGGACAAAUUAUGGCUAAAACUGGCGGAUGAUCAUAACGUGCCGGUACGUGAUCUGAAACGAAAAUGGAAAUACCUACGAGACCAGUUCCGGUCUGAGUGCAAGAAAAUCCCCAUCGAGCGGGCAAACGAGACAGGUUUCUGCGAAGCCGAAUUGGAAACCUACUCCUGCUGGCCAUACUUCAAGGCACUGCUAUUUCUGAAGGAUCAAAUCAAGUGUCGCGAUUUUAUAGGAAAUUUGGAUGGAAAGCGGAUUGCCGUGGAUGCUAUGGAGAGGCUCGAAUCCGAAGCAGAAUACGUUGAAACGAGGGUCAACUGCGAAAAAAUAGACAAACCUGUAAUUGCUGGCAUCCGUGUAAACCAGGACGAUGAGACGAGGGUCAACUACGGAAAAAUAGAAAAACCUAUAAUUGCUGGGAUCCACUUAAACCAGGACGAAGAUGAAGCUUUCUUCUACAGUUUGUUGCCACAUAUCCGGAAGCUAGAACCCGCUCAAAAAUUACUGUGCCGAAUGGAGCUUCAGAGUGUUGUGUUCAAACACGUGUAUCAGAGACAGGAGCCGCGAGUAGUUCAACAGCCAUAUAAUGUGGAACACCUGGUUGUAGAAGAGCAUCCCGUGGAAACUAAAAUUGAAAUCUUUGAUAAUCCUAUUUAAAAUGUUUUCCGUAAUGCUACAUUUUCGAAUAAACCAUACCAUCA